AGGAAGUAUUCUAGUGGCGUAGUGUUUCUAUAUAGUUUGUGAUCACUACGUUUAAACAUACGGUCAAGUCAAAGAUUAUUGCUGAAAGAUUACCAGCCGUGCACCUAUAUAUAUAUGUUCUGUGAUUGACAUACAAAAUGUCAUAAAAUACAAAAUCCGUACUGGAGGAGUUCCUGGAGAUACAUUCAUUUGUUAAUUUUUGGACCAUACCUUAUAAACUUACAAUUUCAUUUAAUGAACCUGUUAUGUACCUCAAAUCAAAAACACUAAUUUAAAAAUUAAUAAGUACUGCUAACUGACAUAAUACCUGCGUAAAAAAAUAUUUCCAGGGAAUAGGGAAUAUAAAGUUUUUUUUUCGUGGUACCUACAUAAUAACGAUUAUUGUUCUGUGCAUUAUAAUAUAGAAUUUUGAGAGACACUGGAAACAAGAAGAAAAUGAUCUCCAAGCACAUACAGGUGGAUUUUAAAGAUGAUUUACCCGACGGUGAAGUGAUCUUUGAUAUUAAAUAUGAAACGUAUUGGCAGGAAAUGGCUGAAUCUAAACGGGUCGAGUUGGAGUAUGCUUUAGAGGAGAAUGAAAGGCUUUGUAAAUUGAAGGAAAUACUGAUCAAUGAAAAUAUCCACUAUCAGAAGCUUCUAGAAGAGGCUAACAGCUUUGUGGAAGUUUUUAAAGAUUUGGUUCAAGAUUCCCCUGACGAUACAGGCAUUGAUGUUAGAGAUGUCAGUGACUCCAAUGACGAGUAAAAGGUGUCCAGUUUAGAUACUUCAAGUCUGACAUGUGCAUAAUCUGUUAUCUGUCUAUACCUACAUUUGGUUUCAAAUGUUUUGUAAACCGGAAGUAGCAAGUCUCUUCAUAAUGUCUUGUUUUAAUUUAAGGACUUGGUUAAGUAAGUAAGACUUGUAUAAGUUAAAGACAAUGAAUAGUUUUAAAUUUAGUCCUGGUUCUUUACAAGUUCUUUGUUUCAUCAUUAUAACUGCUUUGACGAAAGUUCAUUAGUAAGUACUUAUUAUAAUUAAGAUGUUUCAUUGUUAUAAAUGAACCUGUAUGCAUAAUAAAAAAUAAAUAUCUCCGAAACAGUGUUAUGUUAAUAUUCUCACUCGAUCUUCUUUUUGCCAGUUUCAAGAAAUAAAUGUAGAUUCUUUAAAAAAUCAAAUUUUGACUAUGUACUACUUAAUGUGUUCAUAUUAAUAAAAUAAAAUUAUUUCUACUUGGUCUGGUACCACUUUUAAAUUAUUUUGUUUGUAAAAAUUUUCUGGCACUUGCCUUUACCAUUGAUAUUAUGUUAUUUACUAAGUAUUAUAUUAUAUUCUAAAAAUAAAUUGUC
Messenger RNA from Parnassius mnemosyne (clouded apollo), 1325 nucleotides. Lineage: Eukaryota; Metazoa; Arthropoda; Insecta; Lepidoptera; Papilionidae. The record is from the annotation of a GenBank genome assembly.